This is a messenger RNA of Linum trigynum, 6519 nucleotides long. NCBI's taxonomy places the organism in Eukaryota, Viridiplantae, Streptophyta, Magnoliopsida, Malpighiales, Linaceae. The record is from the annotation of a GenBank genome assembly.
CGUUUAUGCGUGAACUCCAAAAUUCUCGGGGGGGCCGGGGCCUCCCCGAUGACUAAGCUAGCUCCACCCCUGUUAAUCACUUUCUUACAUGCUCCCUGUUAUGGGCGUGAAGUUUGCGUGUGUCCGUCAUACCAUGUGAUGAUUUAAGACGAAAGGUUAAUAAUAGCUAAGGGAUAUCGUGAGGACUUAAACACGUAACCUCAAAGUACAAGCCAUGCCUGAUAUCAUGUCACAAACCAACUGGUUCCAAUAACUCAAAUUGUUGGAAGGGAUAUACAUUUAUUGAUUUUAACCACUUUCUUACAAAGUCACACAGGUCCACUCUCUCUAACUAUGUAUGAACAGCGCCCAGAAUCACAAAUUGGCACACGUCAUUUAUUGAAGGCAAUGCAACGCGCUAAAAGAAGGGGGUCAUUUUAUGAUGAAGCAAUUUGGCCAAAUUGUCUCGUAAUGAAGCAAUUAGGUCAAAUAGACUCGGUUUCACAACACAAAAAUGGAGAUGCAACAGUUAGAACGAGGCAUUUCAAAAUGCCUCAUUUUGCAUCAUUUUUGUGAGGCAAUUAUGAGUUCGAAAUGAUAUUAUGGGGUCGGUUGGAUGAGUUGUUGUGUAACGAGUUAAUAUAAAAGUGGAAUUCCUCACAAAAUGAGAAUGUGGUAUUCGUGAGUUAUUUGCACAAUAAGUACCACCCCUACGAGGUAUUGACAAUAACUCAUUAAUGAGUUAUUUCAAAUCAACUCAAGUACAAAUAACUCAUCACCAACUUUUGUAGACAAAACUAGUUAUUGCACCCCAAAUAACUCAUUUUUUUUUGCAGCAGGGGAGGCACAAGGCCGAAGAAAAGAAGGGGUUACAAGGGGGGAGGGGGAGUGCCUAGAUUACAACAAGGUAUGGGUCUCUGGAGUUUCCAACACCACAUUCCUAGGGAAAGAUUGCCCUCUCAUAUCAUCUCCAAUAAUGGCCUGAAGAGCUUCCGGGGGUGUGUCUAAUUCAUACUUCCCAUAGGGAUAGACGAGACUGUGCUUCGAGAGCCAGUCCGCGACUCUAUUCCCCUCCCGGUAAGUAUGGCAAAGACGCACCACCCAGUCUUGGGCUAGUCUUCGUCUACCCCAAAUAACUCAUACGAAUAACUCAUCCAAACGACAAUUGGAUCAAUUUACUCAAUUCGGAAAUCCAUGGAAUAAAAUUUUAUUCCUUUUAAACCGUCAUUCUCGUGAAAGGCCAAAAUCUAAUAAUAUUAUUAUAUCCUCCUUUCGGUUUUGGGUGCGGGGGUACGAAAGAAUAAAAACCGUAACAGUAGUGACCAUAAUCGACGCCGCGCGCUCAUGUACGUACGUACGUACUCAUCUCCAUUCCAUCUCAACCAGCUAUAAAUACAACCUUCCAUCUGAUCUGGGUAAUUCAAUUCUCAAAGCAAGCAACACACAACCUUAAUUUCCAAAGUCGAUCGAGCCCGACAAAAACAAAACAGCAAUGGAGGUGAUAACGAGGUUGGUCGGGGACAAGGCGGCGGUGAUAUUCAGCCGGAGCACGUGCGACAUGUGCCACUCCAUCAAGGCCCUGAUCAGCGGGUACGGGGCGAACCCGACCGUCUACGAGCUAGACGAGAUGGGACCCGAAGGCGAGGCCGUGGAGCGGGCGCUGGUGGAGCAGCUGGGCUGCCGGCCGACCGUGCCGGCGGUGUUCAUCGGGCAGCGGUUCGUCGGCGGGGAGAAGCAGGUCAUGAGCCUGCAGAUCAAGAACCGCCUCGCUCCCAUGCUCAUGUCCGCCGGCGCCAUUUGGCUCUGGAACGGCCACUGAUAAUUAUGAUAACAACAACAACAAUAAUAAUUCUAAUAAGAAUAAUGAGAAUAAUUAUUAUUAUGAACACUUCUACUAUUAUUAUAUGUAUGAAGGCUAAGAAGAAAUUAGGUGGCGUAGGCAUUUUGGGUAGAGGCCUGGGCUCGAUCCUUGUAGAUGCACAACAGUACCACAAUUAUAUAACCAAGGCUACAAUUGUACGUAGCAGCUGGUUUAUGUAUUAUUAUAUUAAGAAGAGUUAAUCGCACAAACAACCUAUCACUGUAGCCCCAGACUCAGCUUACUGUUCACCUAGGCACAUUCUACUAUUCAUUCAACGCUGAUUGGCUGCGCUGGCAGGAUGGGUCCGGGAGUGCUUCAGCUCGCUGCGUGGGCCCCUUGUGCCGUCGUUUCCUUUCUGUUCUGCCCACUCCGUUUUUCUCUCUACUGCUCGGCCUGCAUUCUUUGGGAGAUCGCGCCGGCCUCAAGUGUCUGACAAAUUUUGCUCCUCUCUCCCUGAUUGUUCCCUUCACCGCUCUCUCUUGAUUGCUCUGCACCCUCGCCCCGGCUCUGUUCCUUUCCUCUCUAUCUCUGCUCUUUUCCUGUUGGUUGCUCUUGAAGGUGGGAAGUGAUUUGAUGUCACCCUGAAGUGCAAACGCAGAGAGCUAGAAUGCAGGUCUCGAGCUGAAAAAAGAUGACUGAUGUGUGCUUCUCUCUCCCUGCUCUCGCUCUGCCAGGCUGCCCAUUACGUUGCUCUACCCUCCACCACACGUUCCACCAAACUCCAUUCCACUUCCCUGCCACACUUCUCCUCCCUUAUUUUCCUUUUACCUUUUUCCAUUCUCUUUCUAUCUUACUUUGUGAACUCUUUCUCCCUCAUGGAAGGCUCUCAAGCAGCUCCCAUUCUCCCUCUCCUCGGAAUCUCGACGCCGAUCAAUUCCUCACUAAAGUUUUGCCGACUAAAUCUUUGUAUCACACUCAGAUCUCAUUUUCCCUAUUAUCUCGAGAUGGGCACCGAACCGAUUUUUAUGGCGAGUUUUCUUGUGCUGGUUUGUUUGCUCUCUGUGAGUCGCUUAUUUUGUUUUGGUAUAAACGUAAAGUAAAUGGGUAUGUCUUUCUCUUUUCUCCGCCUUUCGCUGGUAGGUAUUAAACACUGGGUUCCGAUUUUCCUCGAGCUGUGGGUUUCGGAAGUUUGGUGAGCCUUCGGAGAAGAGUCACAUUAACGAGAUAUGCUGCAAUCAAUGGACAAAACUGAGAGGUCUGGUGUUUGCUUUCCUCUUUUUGCAGUUUCUCUAUGUCACUCUCUAAUAGUCUCAUUAUCUCUCUUCGAUGGGUUUGCUAUGAGGGGAUUCAUCUCUUAUUUCCAGCGACUCAUUAUCUUUUCCCCUCUCUUUCUCUCUAACUUAUUUUGUGUAUGUGUUGGCUUUUCGCAUAUCAGUUUGGGAGAUCUAUCUCGAAUCGAUUAGGUGUAGGAUACGAGGGUCCCGGAGAAGAAUGCACUGAAUGCAUAGAGAGAGCACAAAGAUUGGGCUCGCUGCAAAGAGAAAUCGACGGCGUCAGUACCCUGCAUCUGCUUUUGUGUCUACAUGCAAAAUCCUUUAGUAAGUCGUUCUCAAUCGCUUUGCCAUUUCGCUUGGACAGAUUCCUCCCAGCUCACUUCUGUAUGUCUUUUUAUUCAGCUUACACCGAUAGAGAGAAUCAGUGAGCAACUGUUGGCUGAGGUCGAUGAAGUAAUGGGAUCAACCGGUGAGCUUUCCAUCUCCAAAAUUAUUUUUCUAUUUCUCUUUUCCUUUUUUUAUUGACUUGGGUGGCCCCAAUCGUUAUGCUCACUGCUCUUUGUAGUGUUAUGGAUUUGUCGACCCAAAGCCUUUUUAAAUUGAUGCUUUAAGAGAAUCGCGAUGGUAGAUCAAUGGAUCUGUUGUUGUCGCAGACAUUGUGGUUGGAGCCGGGAAUGAUCAGUAGAAUAAUAGAUUCGAUUCCUUAGAAGUCGGCAAGGAUCGGUAGGCUUUUGGCGUGUCAGCCACAACUGCACCGGGAUUGAUUGCUUAGUGGUUUCUUAUGAUGUUUCACCAGAAUUAAAGGAAUCCUCGAGUUUCUGUGGUGGGUUAGGAAACAUGGAACAUUGUUGUUUUGGGUUUAUUAGCUUGCAGAUGGGGGUUUUAGAUCGCUAGAAAAGGUGGUGGUUGGUUGCAUUUCAAACCAGUAGAACCAGCGAGCGAGAUUGAUAGAAUGGGAGCCCAAGAACUGAUAGUCAUACUUCUUUGUGGUGCUGCGUGGGUAAUUUCUGGGGUGUUUCCUUUAUUUUGCUUUGUGUUUUGUUCUUUAUCGCUCAUAUCUAUCUUUUAAAUGAUAUUUUGUUCUCUCUUUAUCAGUUACAAAUGUUCGAGGGAGGAUCUGAAAUGUACGACAAAUCUUUCUUUGAUGUCAUCUCCUGCAGUAUGAGGGGAAAAAAUGGUGGAGGGGUUUGAAGUGAUCUUUCAGAUCUAAUAGACUUCAGCAGUAGUCAUCAUUUGCCUCUCCUCAGAGGUAACCAGGGAUUGAUGAAAUGGGAAAUUGUCUAUUUGCUUGAAUUAUUCUCAACGACUAGGAAUCUGGCUUGAUAUUAUGGAUCCAUGAGUUCCCUGAACAUUUCCUUACAUGUAGUAUCCUUUUUAUGACUUUCUCUCAUUGAGUUUUUUUCUCUAUUCUAUGGCUGGGUAUGCUAAUGCUCUCUAUCUUACUACUAUUGAACUAUUAAAGUCUUUCAGCUGUUUAUUUGUAAGCUCUUUUCGUUGCCAUCAUAUAUAAUGGUUGCAAGUUCAUCUUGGCUGAACAUGGGUAAGAAAAGAUAAUCUUGAUAUUUAUUUACUGUUUCAUUGCGCCCAAGUGACUGCUCUGAUCAUAUCCUUUUUCUUCAUCCUUAUUUCAAUUCCAAAUAUGUUGCAAUGGGGAUUAUGUUGUUUAGAAAGACAUGAAAUGACUUUGUUCUUCAUCUAUACUAUUAUGUUUUAUGUCUCUGACUUCGUUUCCUUUUGUUGCCUUAAGUGCAGCAGAAGUUUGCAUAUGUGUACUGAUCUCCUCGACAAAGUUUGUGCAUAGAAUUAUACAUUCAAGUUGUAUUUGGAUAGGCUAUUAUGGCUUUCACGAUUGUUACUCCUUUUGUGAUGUGUCACGAUGGUUAAAGCUAAUUUGUAUGAAAUGUCAAUGGGAGGAAUGGACAGUAGGUGUAUAAUAAUUUGUAUGGAAACCAGCAUACCGUGUCAAAAUAUUGCAGGAGGUUCAAAAUGUAACCUCUCUUUGACUGAUUUAUGUUCUAAUUUCGGUACUGAUAACUUUUCGCACACAGUUAAUUUGUUUAUUGCCCGAUAACUAAGUUCAUAGUUUGCAACUCCCGACGCAGAGCGCGGGUGAAAUAUCUAGUAAGCAUUAGUUUGUAUUCAGCUUCUUGGUGGUCGCAAGAGAUGGAAAGUUACUCAUGAUAAAGCUUAGCUAUUUCAACCGCUAUAUAGCCUUGUUUUUUCGCGAGAAAACUUCUUGCGUUGAAUUGAGAUUGAUUGCACAUUUGACUUCUUUGGACAACGACUACUAAGACACGGCUCACACCUCUUCAAACAAAGUUCGAACGAGAAUGUUUGAUUGAUGGUGUUUAGGAACAAAUCUAAAUUAAAUUAAUCAUACUCCUAUGGAGGUUCAACGAGAGCUCCAAACUACGACUAUGGCUAUAUUUGCAGAGAAAGGAUAAAAACUUGACGUAUGCGUCAGUUGUUUGGUUGUGGAACCCUUUGUCUCUGUCUACCCCUCCUCUUAUUUAUAGCCACGAGGAGAUAACCGCCAUAGAAAACCGGUUGUUGGAUAACUGCUACAAAGAACCGCUCCCCCUUCUUCGGUAGAAAACCGCCUCUUGGAUAACUCCCAAAAAGAACCGCUCCCUGCUUCUUCGGAGUGGUGGUUACUCUUCAACCGCCUAGGGGCCUCUUUUGUAACCGUCGUGGGUCUUGGCGUGUAGCUUGCCUCGCCUGGUCUUGUUCUGAAUCUCGUGUCAUGCUAAUCUUUUGAUAAGCAUGUGGUGUCUCACAAAGGGGGUCGUGGUCUUCUUGCCUCGCGGCCAUGGACUUCUUACUCAUAUCCAGGCCGUAAGAACAUGUCCAUGGCCUUCUUGUCUUACGGCCAUGAACUUCUUACUCAUGUCCAUGGCCUUCUUGUAUAACGGUCAUGGACCUCUUGAGACAGAUUCACUAGUGAUAUAAUGUUCCAUCACCACACCCUUUUUAUUUGUGUCCAUGGUCCCUCUCAUGAGGCAACAUGGACCUCUCAAUCGUGCACAUGACCCUCCUCGUUGAAGCGACAAGUCCUUCUCCACACUUCAAAUAUCUUUGUCUUCUUUGAAGUGUGAUUCGCGGCCUUGCGUCCAUGGUCCCUCUCGUGACAUGGCCAUGGAUCUCCCAAUCAUGCACAUGGCUCUUCUCUUGAGAUGGCAUGACUUUCUCAUACUUAGUUUUUCAAUCAUGCCUAAGCCUCUUCUCGUGAAGCGAGAUGACACGUGCUUCUCCUUAAAGCGGCAUGUACCUCUUCCAGACUUAGUUUAUUUUUCAGUCAUUCAGUCUUGAUCUUGGGCGGCAUGUGCUCCUCGAUUUCUAGAUGGACAUGGCCCUCUUCAUGAGGCGACACAUGCUUCUAGAUUUUAGAUGGACAUGGCCCUCUUCGCUGAGGCGACAUAUCACUCUCCAGAGUUAGCGUCUUGGGAUUAAAAUCAAUAUCCAUAA